This is a messenger RNA of Puma concolor (puma), 2988 nucleotides long. The record is from RefSeq and is a predicted model, not a curated record. NCBI's taxonomy places the organism in Eukaryota, Metazoa, Chordata, Mammalia, Carnivora, Felidae.
AUGCCACUCGCGGGCAGCAUCCGGCAUCGCACCCACUCCCUGCCCAGCACAGUAACCACGAAGCCAUUCUGCAACAUUGCAGCCAGUGACUCCAGGAAGAAGACGACCAUGAAGAUCAAUGCAGGCUUCUCCUUGAAGACGGCAGCCCUGAAUGGCUCCUGCACGUUUCACAAUAUUGUGGCUCUUCUUGGAAUCCUCUGGCUCAAGAGCUACGCCUGGUACCAUCACUGCACACCCCCAACCACAGGCAGAGCAGGCCAUUUGCCUGUGACCGACCUUUUCCUCAUCACUUCAGUCACUCUGAUGGACACGAGCACAGCACAGGGAGAGCUGGGCUGGCUGCUGGAUCCCCCAGAGGAUGGGUGGAGUGAAGUGCAGCAGAUACUGAAUGGGACACCCCUCUACAUGUACCAGGACUGCCCACUGCAAGAUGGCGGGGACACUGACCACUGGCUGCGCUCCAACUGGAUUUACCGGGGGGAGGAAGCUUCGCGUGUCCAUGUGGAGCUGCAAUUCACCGUGAGGGACUGUAAGAGCUUCCCCGGGGGAGCCAGGCCUCUGGGCUGCAAGGAGACCUUCAACCUCCUGUACAUGGAGAGCGACCAGGACGUGGGCAUUCAGCUCCGACGGCCCUUGUUCCAGAAGGUGACCACUGUGGCUGCAGACCAGAGCUUCACCAUCCGAGACCUCGCAUCUGGCGCCGUGAAGCUGAACGUGGAGCGCUGCUCCUUGGGCCGCCUGACCCGCCGAGGCCUCUACCUCGCUUUCCACAACCCAGGUGCCUGCGUGGCCCUGGUGUCUGUAAGGGUGUUCUACCAGCGCUGUCCUGAGGCCGUGCAGGGCUUGGCCCGAUUCCCCGACACCCUGCCCGGACCUGGCGGGUUGGUGGAAGUGGCAGGGACCUGCUUGCCCCAUGCCCAGGCCAGCCCUGGUCCGGCGGGUGCACCGCGCAUGCACUGCAGUCCGGAGGGUGAGUGGUUGGUGCCCGUGGGCCGAUGCCACUGUGAGCCUGGCUAUGAGGAAGGCAGCAGCGGUGAAGGAUGCCUGGCCUGCCCUAGCGGCUCCUACCGGGCAGACACAGAUGCACCACAUUGUCUCAAGUGUCCAGAGCACAGCACAGCCGAGCCCGAGGGGGCCACCGUCUGCACCUGUGAGAGCGGCCAUUUCCGAGCCCCGGGGGAGGGCCCCCAAGUGGCGUGCACGCGGCCCCCCUCAGUUCCCCGAAACCUGAGCUUCUCUGUUUUGGGGACUCAGCUCUCCCUGCGUUGGGAACCCCCAGCAGAUAUGGGGGGGCGCCAGGAUGUGAGGUACAGUGUGGGGUGUUCUCAGUGUCGGGGAGCAGCAGUGGACGGGGGACCCUGCCAACCCUGCGGGGGAACUGUGCGCUUUUCCCCGGGAGCCAGCGGGCUCACGGCACCGGCUGUGCGUGUCAACGGCCUUGAACCCUACGCCAACUAUACCUUUAACGUUGAGGCCCAGAAUGGAGUGUCGGGGUUUGGCCCGUCCACGCAUGCCAGCACCUCACUGAGCAUCAGCAUGGGGCACGCAGAGUCACUGUCAGGCUUGUCCCUGAGGCUGGUAAAGAAGGAGCCACGGCAGCUGGAACUGACCUGGGCAGGGUCCCGGCCCCGCAGUCCAGGGGGGAACUUGAGCUACGAGCUGCAUGUGCUGAAUCAGGACGAAGAAAGGCACCAGAUGGUUCUAGAACCCAGGGUCUUACUGACCGAACUGCAGCCAGACACCACGUACAUUGUCAGAGUUCGAAUGCUGACCCCUCUAGGCCCUGGCCCUUUCUCCCCUGACCAUGAGUUCCGGACAAGCCCUCCAGAGGACAAGCUGUGGCUUAAGCCGUAUGUGGACCUGCAAGCAUAUGAGGACCCUGCCCAGGGAGCCCUGGACUUCACCCAGGAGCUUGAUCCAGGCUGGCUGAUUGUGGACACUGUCAUAGGGGAAGGAGAGUUUGGAGAAGUGUAUCGAGGGACCCUGAGGAUCCCCAGCCAGGACUGCAAGACUGUGGCCAUUAAGACCUUGAAAGACACAUCUCCAGAUGGCCAGUGGUGGAACUUCCUUCGAGAGGCCACCAUCAUGGGCCAGUUCAGCCACCCACACAUUUUGCACCUGGAAGGCGUCGUCACCAAGAGAAAGCCCAUCAUGAUCAUCACGGAGUUUAUGGAGAACGGAGCCCUGGAUGCCUUCCUGAGGGAGCAGGAAGACCAGCUGGUCCCUGGGCAGCUGGUGGCUAUGCUGCAGGGCAUCGCGUCAGGCAUGAACUACCUCAGCGACCACAGUUAUGUCCACCGGGACCUGGCCGCCAGGAACAUCUUAGUGAGCCAGAACCUGUGCUGCAAGGUGUCUGACUUUGGCCUCACCCGCCUUCUGGACAACUUUGAUGGCACUUACGAAACCCAGGGAGGAAAGAUCCCCAUCCGUUGGACAGCCCCCGAAGCCAUUGCCCAUCGCACCUUCACCACGGCCAGCGACGUGUGGAGCUUUGGGAUUGUGAUGUGGGAGGUUCUGAGUUUUGGGGACAAACCGUACGGGGAGAUGAGCAAUCAGGAGGUAAUGAAGAGCAUUGAGGAUGGGUACCGGCUGCCCCCUCCCGUGGACUGCCCCGCCCCUCUCUAUGAACUCAUGAAGAACUGCUGGGCCUAUGACCGAGCCCGUCGGCCCUCCUUCCACCAGCUGAAGGCACAUCUGGAGCAAUUGCUUGCCAACCCCCACCCCCUGCGGACCAUUGCCAACUUUGAUCCCAGGGUGACGCUCCGCCUUCCCAGCUUGAGUGGCUCCGAUGGGAUCCCCUAUCGAAGCGUCCCUGAGUGGCUGGAAUCCAUACGAAUGAAACGCUACAUUCUGCACUUCCGCUCGGCUGGGCUGGACACCAUGGAGUGUGUGUUGGAGCUGACGGCCGAGGACCUGGCACAGAUGGGAAUCACGCUGCCGGGACACCAGAAGCGCAUCCUUUGCAGUAUUCAGGGAUUCAAGGACUGA